AAAGAGGUUGGUCUAGAGAAUCGAGAAUCACUCUGGUCUCUGCCACGUUCGCAUAAACAUACCAUCCGGUAGUCCGUUGUUCAGUUCUUCUUUGUGUGCCCCGUGUAUUAAAAAACAAGUGCCAAAAUGUGUGACGAUGAACCCUCCGCCCUCGUCGUAGACAAUGGAUCUGGCAUGUGCAAGGCUGGUUUCGCUGGUGAUGAUGCUCCCCGCGCUGUCUUUCCCUCCAUUGUCGGUCGCCCACGCCAUCAAGGUGUGAUGGUGGGUAUGGGUCAAAAGGAUUGCUAUGUUGGUGAUGAGGCCCAGAGCAAACGUGGUAUCCUCACUUUGAAGUAUCCCAUUGAGCAUGGCAUCAUCACGAACUGGGACGACAUGGAAAAAGUAUGGCAUCAUACAUUCUACAAUGAAUUGCGUGUGGCCCCCGAAGAACACCCUGUGCUGUUGACCGAGGCUCCAUUGAACCCCAAGGCCAAUCGCGAGAAAAUGACUCAAAUCAUGUUCGAAACCUUCAACUCACCCGCCAUGUAUGUUGCCAUCCAAGCCGUCUUGUCCCUGUACGCCUCCGGUCGUACCACCGGUAUCGUCUUGGACUCUGGUGAUGGUGUCUCCCACACUGUCCCCAUCUAUGAAGGUUAUGCCUUGCCACAUGCCAUCCUCCGUUUGGAUUUGGCUGGUCGCGAUUUGACUGACUACUUGAUGAAGAUUUUGACCGAGAGAGGCUACUCCUUCACCACCACAGCUGAACGUGAAAUUGUGCGCGACAUCAAGGAGAAGUUGUGCUAUGUUGCUUUGGACUUUGAACAAGAAAUGGCCACAGCUGCUGCUUCCACCUCUUUGGAGAAGUCCUACGAAUUGCCUGAUGGCCAAGUCAUCACCAUUGGCAAUGAACGUUUCCGCUCCCCCGAAGCUCUCUUCCAACCUUCCUUCUUGGGCAUGGAAUCGUGCGGUAUCCACGAAACUGUCUAUCAAUCCAUCAUGAAGUGCGAUGUCGAUAUCCGCAAGGACUUGUACGCCAACAAUGUAUUGUCCGGCGGUACCACCAUGUAUCCUGGUAUUGCUGAUCGUAUGCAAAAGGAAAUCACUGCCUUGGCUCCCUCCACCAUCAAGAUCAAAAUCAUUGCUCCCCCCGAAAGAAAGUACUCCGUAUGGAUUGGUGGUUCCAUCUUGGCCUCGUUGUCCACCUUCCAGCAGAUGUGGAUCUCCAAACAGGAGUACGACGAAUCUGGCCCCGGCAUUGUUCAUCGUAAAUGCUUCUAAGCUCCAUAGCAAACCACUUAAGCGUAAAAGACAUGAUUGCUUAACAACAACAUAUCUAUCACCAGCAACGCAAGCACUGCCAGCUGCUGAAGGCGUUGCGAGCAAGGUCACCGACUCAAAGUCACAUUUGAAUUUAGAAAUGUCCUUUUUUGUAUAUUUUUUGUUCAUUUUUGUUUUGUAAGUAAUAAUUAUAAUAAUAACUAAAAAAAAAUAGUACACAAAAACUAAA
This is a messenger RNA of Stomoxys calcitrans (stable fly), 1486 nucleotides long. RefSeq names its product actin-5, muscle-specific. The record is from RefSeq and is a predicted model, not a curated record. Lineage: Eukaryota; Metazoa; Arthropoda; Insecta; Diptera; Muscidae. The transcript has 3 exons. Gene Ontology annotation, biological process: mitotic cytokinesis. The coding region runs from base 127 to 1257 and encodes 376 amino acids.